Messenger RNA from Leptopilina heterotoma, 1934 nucleotides. RefSeq names its product lipase 1-like. The transcript is spliced from 9 exons. The record is from RefSeq and is a predicted model, not a curated record. Bases 301 to 1425 code for a protein of 374 amino acids. Gene Ontology annotation, biological process: lipid metabolic process. Gene Ontology annotation, molecular function: hydrolase activity, acting on ester bonds. NCBI's taxonomy places the organism in Eukaryota, Metazoa, Arthropoda, Insecta, Hymenoptera, Figitidae.
ACUCCGUAAUCUAUAUAAGGAUCUUUCAUGUAUCUGACAAUUUAAUCUAAAAUCAUAAUCAAUGAGAUAUUUUAUUUUGUUAUCUUAUUAUUAAAUUUAUUUUUCAGUACAUAUUAUCAGGAGACACGAAAUUGUUUUUUUCAGGUUUCCUAUUUUAAAAUAGAGAAUAAAUUUUCAUCAAAAGAGGACAAGGAAACCUUAAAACUUGACCUGAAGAUAAAAAGAACUCGAUUCUAUUUUUUCUCUUUUAAAAAUACAAAAAAAUAUACCCUUGACCUACUCAACACUAAACGUGUUCCCAUGGAUGAUGCUAAAACAGUUAAAGAUAUAGUAAGUGACGAUGGUUACCAACUAGAAACACAUUAUGUGGAAACUGAAGAUGGCUACAUUUUAGAAAUGCAUCGAAUUCUUAAAGUCACUGAAAAUAUUUAUAAAAAAUAUCCCGUUUAUAUAAAACAUGGUCUUGGAGAAUGUUCAGUUUUAUUUUUACUGUCUGGUCCGAAUCGAGCAAUAGCUUAUUUACUAGUUGACAAAGGAUAUGAUGUGUGGCUUGGAAACAAUAGAGGAAACAUGUUCAGUAAAAACCACUCCACUUUCUUGUCGACAAGUUUUGGAUUUUGGAAUUUCAGUUGGCACGAGAUUGGCCUUUAUGACGACUCUGCAAUGAUGGACUACAUUCUGCAACGAACAGAAAGCAAUAAGUUGUUUUACAUCUGCCAUUCGCAGGGUUGCACAGAACUCUUUGUUCUUCUAUCACUUAGGCCAGAAUAUAACAAAAAAAUACAAUUAGCUGUAAAUUUAGCUCCAGCAGUUUUUACGAAACACUUGUCUGGAAUUACGGGACUAGCAUCUCCAUUUUCUCACAUUGGUUCUUACAUUUUUGAAACAUUUGGCCACGUGGAUGCACUGGACGGAUCGACCUGGCUCAGAAUUGUAACAAAUUUUUUUUGUGCUAAGACUAUGAUUACUCAGCCAAUUUGCAGAUUGGUCUUGAACUCAGUAGAGGGAUUCAGUUCCUUCAAGAAAGAUGUAAAUAUUUUAAACAAGUUUCUUAUCUAUUUUCCAUCUGGAGGAUCAACCAAGCAACUGUUCCACUAUGGAUUUGGAGCCCAUUCUCCAGCUGAAUUCCGACAGUACGAUUAUGGGCGUAAGAUUAACGAAAAAAUUUACAAUUCGAGACUACCUCCCAAGUAUUCUUUAGAAAAAGCGACUUUACCAGUAGCAAUACUUUAUGGCUCAAGGGAUUUUUUAGCCGCGCCUAAGGACGUUGGCUUAUUGAUAAAAGUACUUCCAAAUGUAAUUUAUAGUAAAUUAAUUAAAGGAUAUAGUCAUUUCGAUUUUUUAAUUGGAAUCAAUGUGCGAAGCAAAGUUUACGAAAAAACUUUAGAACUGCUCGAAAGAUAUGAAAAGAAUGAAAGAAGUUAAUAAAAAUUAAUUUCAUAAUUUAUAUUUAAUUAUUUUGAUUAAAAGAAUUCUAAUGCAUAUUCGAAUAUUUUUAGUGGUUUUUUUAUUUUCAUUGGUAAAUGAAUUGAAAUAUUAAAUUGGAUAUUAGAAUUAGAAUUUCUUUAUUUGUUCAAGGAAAUUUAGUACUCAAUUAAAAAUAAUUUUUAUUUUACAAUUUCUACAAUUAAAAUGUUUUAAUCAAUUAAUUGUGCCGCAGCGUGCAAUGACUGUAUCACUGCAGCUGCGCCUGGCCUGUCUGUCUGUCUGUCCGAAUCGAAAUAUCUACUUCGACUUGCGCGGUGGGGACUAGAUUUGGCAAAUAAGUAGAUAUUGCGGUUUGGGGCAGACAGUCCGAGCGCAGCUGCUAUUAUCGCUUAUUUUCAAAGUUGUCAGUAAAUUAAUUUCCCUUUUGCUUAUUUCUCAUAAACUUGGUCCUAUUGUAUAAUAAUCAAGAAAAUAACAAUAUUGUAAUAAAUAAAAAUUAAACAAUA